This is a messenger RNA of Adineta ricciae, 210 nucleotides long. NCBI's taxonomy places the organism in Eukaryota, Metazoa, Rotifera, Eurotatoria, Adinetida, Adinetidae. The record is from the annotation of a GenBank genome assembly.
AUGAGUACGUCAGCGUCAAAUACGACCAAUCCAUCAAAUUCAACGUCUGAAGUAGAUGAUAUCAAUCUAUUUCAAGCAGCCAGACGGAAUGGUCGACGUAAUGCACUAGCUGAUCUUGGCGAACAACUUUCCCAAGUUAAUACGACAGCGUCGUCGCCUGAAGUUGACAACCUGUCGCCGCACUUUCAAUCAAUGUCACUUAAGCAUUAA